This is a messenger RNA of Aplosporella prunicola CBS 121167, 1239 nucleotides long. RefSeq lists its product as uncharacterized. Gene Ontology annotation, molecular function: methyltransferase activity. Bases 137 to 1126 code for a protein of 329 amino acids. The transcript is spliced from 8 exons. NCBI's taxonomy places the organism in Eukaryota, Fungi, Ascomycota, Dothideomycetes, Botryosphaeriales, Aplosporellaceae. The record is from RefSeq and is a predicted model, not a curated record.
GCGGUUCCUCCCGCCCGCUGCCGCGUGGCGUUUUUACCUUUGCGGCUUCGCCCCUUGUCCCUGUCGUGGUCCCCUCUUGCGCAACAGACAGACCAUCAAACAAUCAAACAAACAAACAAACAAUAGUUACAAUACAAUGGCAGCCGCAGAGAUCGAGGUCGAUGCCGGGUUUGACGGCGACUCGGCCGUCGGCAGCAUCGACGACCAGCUCUCCGCGUUCUCGCAGUCCCUUACCUCGAGCGUGACCGCGUAUCCCGUCGAGCAUGGCCGCCGCUACCACGCCUACAAGGACGGAUCCUACUUCAUGCCGAACGACGAGACGGAGCAGGACCGGCUGGACAUCAUGCACCACAUGCUGAAGAUCGUGCUGGGCGGGCGGUACGUCCUGUGCCCGAUCGCGGAGGCGCAGCUGCAGACGGGGCGGAUCCUCGACGUCGGGACCGGCACGGGCAUCUGGGCCAUAGAAAUGGCCGACAAGUAUCCCGACGCGGAGCUGCUGGGCAACGACCUCAGCCCCGUGCAGCCAACCUGGAUCCCACCAAACGUGAAAUUUGAGGUCGACGACGUGGAAGCGCCAUGGACGCACGCGCGGCCCUUCGACCUGGUGUUCUGCCGGUACAUGGACGGCGCAAUUUCCGACUGGCCGGCGCUGAUGCGCAACGCGUUUGCAAAGACGAAGCCGGGGGGCUGGGCCGAGUUCCAUGCGUUCGAUACGAACUAUAAGAGCGAUGAUGGCACCCUGAAACCUGAUGCGUAUCUUAAUCGGUUCGUGGAGACGCUGAAGGACGGCUGUGGCAGGAUGGGGAAGGAGCUUGUUCCUGGCCCGAAGCUGGAGGGCUGGUUUAAGGAUGCUGGGUUUGUGAAUGUUGGCGUGCAGACGUUCAAGGUGCCGCUGGGGCCUUGGGCUAAGGAUAAGAAGAUGAAAGAGAUUGGCAUGCUCAACCUCAUGCAGGUGCUCGAGGGCAUGGAGGCCUUUUCUUUCCGUCUCUUCAUGUCCGUUCUCAACUGGAAGCUCGAAGAGGUGCAGGUGUUCAACGCCAAAGUCACCCAAGAGCUGAAGGGCAAGACCGUGCAUCCGUACUACACCUUGUAUGUCGUUUAUGGCCAGAAGCCAGAGGACUCGUAGCAGAAAUCGACCUUUCUUGAUAGCUCAGAAAUCUAUAUAUCUGGAUAUCUGACUGCAAAAUUCCCCACGCAAUGGCUUUACUUGCUGUGAUUCGAUCACAUCUCACCAAGCCG